Messenger RNA from Peniophora sp. CBMAI 1063, 627 nucleotides. NCBI's taxonomy places the organism in Eukaryota, Fungi, Basidiomycota, Agaricomycetes, Russulales, Peniophoraceae. The record is from the annotation of a GenBank genome assembly.
AUGGCGACAGUUGUGAAGAUCAUACCCGGACGCACAACCUUUCUACUCUGCGAUGUGCAGGAGCGCUUCAGGGCAGCCAUCCACGCCUUCGAUACUCUACUGCUCACGAACGUCAAGAUGAUUAAAGCUGCCAAAAUACUCGAAGUGCCUGUCAUUGCUACGGAACAGAAUCCACGCGCGCUGGGACCGACGGUCUCCGAGCUGACAGAUGCAAUGCAAUCUCUAGCGCCGGAAUCUCGCGCUACAUUCUCCAAGACGCUAUUUUCGAUGGCUACUCCGGAAGUCCUCGCAACGCUCCGCGAAAGGCAAGCGAAGUCACUGGUCAUAUUCGGGAUUGAGAGUCAUGUUUGCGUCCUUCAAAGUACUCUAGACUUCCUCGAACAUGGAUAUGAUGUGCAUGUACUCGCCGAUGCUAUCUCAAGCUGCAACAAAGAGGAGGUGCCUGUUGCACUCGCACGUAUGCGACAAGCCGGCGCGCAGAUUACGACAAGCGAAAGCCUUCUGUUCCAACUUCAACGCGAUUCAUCCGGUUCAGCUUUCAAAGCUUUCAGCUCGUUGAUCAAAGAAGAGAAGGGCGCAACUCAAAGCGCGGUGCAGACGCUCAUCCCUAAGGGAUCUCUCCUCUGA